GGACGCACGGGCAGAGAAAGCCACAAUAAAAGUAGAAGAAGCGGAGUGCGAAGGCGAUUGCCGGGAAGAUGCAAGAACUGAAGGCCGGGAGGCGGCCGCCGUGGGUGGGGCUGGCGGCGGCGGUAUGGGUGCUGGUGGCAGCGGGCAACGCCUACACCUUCCCCCUCUACUCACCCUCCUUAAAAUCCGUGCUGGGGUACAACCAGCAGCAGCUUACCAUGCUCGGCGUCGCCAACGACAUCGGCGAGAACUUCGGGCUGAUCGCUGGCUUCGCCAGCAGCCGUUUCCGGCCGUGGCUUGUGCUGUUUGCUGGCGCCGCCUGCUGCUUCCUCGGCUUCGGUGUCCUCUGGCUCACCGUCACCCAGACCGUCACCGGAUUGCCGUUUUGGACGUUGUGGAUUGCUUUAUGUAUUGGUACUAAUAGCAGUGCAUGGUUGGUCACGGGGGUGCUGGUAACCAACAUGCGGAACUUCCCUCUUAGUAGAGGCACUGUUUCUGGCAUUCUCAAAGGUUAUGUCGGUCUUAGUUUAUCAGUAUUCACUGCAUUGUACACUGGCAUGCUUCAUAGUUCAUCGACAAAUUUGUUGCUGUUUCUAGCCAUUGGCCUGCCAGCUAUAUGCCUUGCAAUGAUGUGCACUGUUCGGCCUUGCACACCAUCCCUAGAAGAAAACACAUCAGAACGUGGUCGCUUCCUGUUUAUUCAAAUUUCCAGCGUACUUCUUGGUCUUUACCUUCUCUCCUUUACAAUCACGAAUAGUUAUGUCUCACUGGGUGAUGGCAUUACCUGUUUGUUUUUUGGUAUCAUGGUGCUCUUCCUUCUAGCUCCCCUUGCCAUCCCACUUAAGAUGACCUUUUUUCCAGCUAAUAAUGAACAGACUGUUGCAAAAAUCCCUUCUAGUGGUUCUUUAGACGAUUUGUCCACAGGAGGUCAAGAUAAAACAGAACCUUUGAUUGCUACAUCGUCAGCAAAUAACCUGGGGAAUGUGCAGGAGUCUGAUGAUGUUUCUGAUGUGGAGAUGCUCUUAGCUGUUGGGGAAGGAGCAGUUAAGAAGAAGAGGAGACCCAAGAGGGGAGAUGAUUUUGAAUUACACGAAGCAUUGAUCAAAGCUGACUUCUGGCUCCUAUUCAUGGCCUUCUUUAUUGGAGCUGGCUCAGGUGUCACGGUUCUGAAUAACUUGGCACAGAUUGGGAUUGCAGUUGGAGUUGAUGACCCAACCAUCUUAUUGUGCCUUUUCAGUUUUGGCAAUUUUCUUGGUCGUCUCGGUGGAGGUGCUGUUUCCGAGUAUUUUGUCAGGACAAGAAUGCUUCCUCGGCCAAUUUGGAUGACAUGCACACAAAUAAUCAUGAUUUUAGCAUAUCUUCUCUAUGCUUUGGGGCUGAGUAGUACUCUAAAUGCAUCAACUGCAAUGCUUGGCAUCUGCUAUGGGGUCCAAACUUCUGUCAUGGUUCCAACGGUGUCCGAGCUGUUUGGUUUGAAGCAUUUCGGAACUCUCUUCAACUUUAUGUUGUUAGGGAAUCCUCUCGGUGCGUUCUUGUUCUCAGGUCUUCUUGCAGGGUCCUUGUAUGACAAAGAAGCCGCAAAGCAGCACCCUCCCUUCCUGGAUCAUUCAAGCACUUCUUGCUUGGGGCCAAGCUGCUUUAGGGUCACAUUCUUGACUCUUGCCGGGGUGUGUAGCCUGGGAACUUUGUUGAGCAUGAUUUUGACAAGGAGAAUUAGACCAGUGUAUCAAAUGCUGUAUGCAGGUGGGUCAUUUAGGCAGCCUCCAACUUCUAUACACUGAUAGCAGUUGAUCUCCGAUGCGGCAACGGCGAUGUGGUCUGUUUCGGCCCCUUCUUCUCUCUAAAAUGUCUGUCUUAUUUAUCGUCCGCUUGCAGACCUUAACGCUAUGUGCAGUCGUCGUCAAGCGCAUUUAUAGGUUUCUCGAGAAAUGUUUUUAUCACUAUUUUCUUUACAGUGUCACAGUAUUUUUUUUUUGUGGGUUUGUUAAGAAUUGCAGUCCUGAAAAUAAUAAUAUCAUCA
Molecule: messenger RNA, 2020 nt
Organism: Musa acuminata subsp. malaccensis (wild Malaysian banana)
Lineage: Eukaryota; Viridiplantae; Streptophyta; Magnoliopsida; Zingiberales; Musaceae
Product: protein NUCLEAR FUSION DEFECTIVE 4
Cellular component (GO): membrane
Source: RefSeq, a predicted model, not a curated record